UUCUGAGCACCGCGGUGGAAAGAUGUUCCCUGACGCUCUCUCCCCUCAUCAGUCCACUACUACAGGUGGAUCAGGUGCCUAGACUCUACGGCGUAAACUGAUCAACUCAUAGUGUCUACGCGGUGUUGUGUAACUUAAAGUGUGGGAAAAGGACAGAAAAUCCACGAAAUUUGUUCAUAUUGGCACAAUUAAUAAUUGACAAUUAUUGAUGAAAGGAUGGAUCCUAGCAGUUCUCAGCACUACACUUUAAGGUGGAAUAACUACCUAGGAAACCUAGGAACUGUAUUUGCAUCUUUACUCCGACGUGAACUACUAGUUGAUGUCACAUUAACAGCAGAGGGACGGAGUAUAAAAUGCCACAAGGUUGUAUUGUCGGCCUGUAGUCCGUACUUCGAGCAGCUAUUCUUAGAAACUGAUGCACAGCACCCCAUCAUCAUUCUUCGGGAUAUACGAUGGAUAGAACUUCAACAUAUUGUAGAAUACAUGUACACAGGACAGAUUAGCGUUGUACAGCAGGAUAUACAGUACAUACUUCAAGCAGCAGAAUCUUUACAGAUCCGUGGACUCGUGAGUCUCUCAGGGGAGGAGGAUACUCCGGUUUCAGGGAAACCUUUCAGGCUUUCCAGUGAGAACCGGGAGAACAGUCCUGAAGAUUUACGAGUAAACGAAUCCACUACUCCGUUGAAGAAACGCCGGUUUACCCAGCAUUCCGAUACAUUAAUCUCCUCCUCCCUCUCCCCUUCUCCUAACCCUCUCCCCUCCCCUUUUACCCUCUCAUCCUCCUCUCCCACCCAGUCCGAACCCAUCUCCGAGAUUAAAUCCGACCCCGAGGAUUUGAGGUUGAGUAGCGUGACUCCGGUACCAAGGAGUGAGGGGUCCAAGGUUCCAACCUGGACUCAGACACAGCUACAGGAGGCAAUAGAGGCAGUUAUAACACAGAGAAUGCGCUUUACUCAGGCGAGCUGUAAAUAUGGUAUUCCUAAAGGGACACUCUACGAUAAUAUUCUUGGAAAGUCUAAAAGAAUGCAGGUGCUUGAUGAUCUCGGCUUGAGUGAGCUUGAAGAUAUGGCUGUACUGGAGUACUGUUGUGAAGUAUCUAAUAUGCCGUACAAUAGGCGGACCAGUAAAUCCUUGAGAGAUAUCAUCUCCUUUAUCCAGAGGUUGAAGGGGGAGGCCGGGGACAGAGGUUUUAAUAUGUCCAUGAGACAAGGGUUCAGAUGGUGGUGGGCUUUUACAAAGAAGCAUUCUAUAAUCUCCCUGUACUACGAGAACCAAGGAGCAGAGACAGAAGAUAAGAAACCCGUGAAACCUGUAGAUAUAAAACCAACCUCCUUCAGUCCAUCCAACACUCCUGGCUCUCCUCUAAACACUUCAUCCCGCUCCUACAGCUCCCCCCUUCGCCCCUUAACUCCUGAGGAUACUGUAUUGAAUCUGUCCACCACACCUCUUCACCUUCCUCCUUCCUUCUCCCUCCUAGCUCCUUUCCUUAAUAUGAAUAAUCAAAGUAGAUAUUCAUCCUCGAAAUGCUAGCCUCGAAUUUGAAGGGGUCCUAGGGACCUCCCAGUACUUUAAAGUAACCCCUUUAGGGUCUGAAAUACCUAGGAACUUUAAAGGACUGAAAGAGAAAAUUUCGAACCUUUUUGAGAGCUUUCAAGGACACCUUUUACCAUGCAUUUCAACACAGUAGCUUAUUUCUUAACCUCAAACCUGAAAAUCGGCCAAAGGCCGGACGAGAGUAUGGCCUGUGGCCGUUUUUUGUUACAUUGAAGCUUAUUUAUCUCAUAUCUAAAUAUAACUUUAACGCAUAAGUGCCAAACACAACUAUAUCCAUUCUUCAAUGUCCAGUUUUUUCUGACCAUUUUAUUUGUUGACAAAUGUUUAAAAUUGUAAAUUGUAACUCACCUUCCCCCCCCCCUCCUUCCCAAAUAUAUAUAUAUAUAUAUCUUUGCAACCCAAUGUCGUAGACAUUAAAUAUGUCAAACUAUAUGAAUUGAGUUAGAUAUAAAAUAAUUUAAGUUUAAUAUAUCAUAGGUUUACUUCAUCAGGUUACUAAGAUAUAGGGAUAAGAAAUUUGAGUUUGGGGCACAGACUCAAUUUUCUUUCUCCUAUUUAAGAUAUAAAUAUAGUUAAAGAGUAAUAAUCACUAUUUUGCUGUUAAAAAAAUAGCGUCUUACCCCCCAUAUUGAAAUUAAAAAAGAAAAUGUUUAUUAAAAAUAUAUCCCUCAGUUAAUCAAAUCAUUUUUAAAGUGGCAUUUUCAGUACAAAAAUCAUCUUGUAGAUAUCUAUAUUUGUAUUUGUUAUAAAUUGUGUGUACAUUGUGCAACUUAUACACCCAGUUUAGAUGCUCGUAACAUUCCAGUAAUUUUGUCAACCUAGCUCUAACACAGUCUUAGAUCUUGGAAUUUCCGGACCAAACGUCGGACCAGAAUCAACAUUUUUGAGAAAAUCAAACUUUUUAAAAUUGUUAGACAACGUCAAUUGUCGGACUAAAACUGUCUUUUUAAAGCUAAAAUUUU
Eurytemora carolleeae is the source of this 2516-nucleotide messenger RNA. Its product is annotated as protein abrupt. Gene Ontology annotation, cellular component: nucleus. Lineage: Eukaryota; Metazoa; Arthropoda; Copepoda; Calanoida; Temoridae. Gene Ontology annotation, biological process: regulation of transcription by RNA polymerase II. The record is from RefSeq and is a predicted model, not a curated record. Gene Ontology annotation, molecular function: DNA binding; protein binding. The transcript has 11 exons. The coding region runs from base 217 to 1530 and encodes 437 amino acids.